Sinocyclocheilus rhinocerous is the source of this 3957-nucleotide messenger RNA. RefSeq names its product 2-hydroxyacylsphingosine 1-beta-galactosyltransferase-like. The record is from RefSeq and is a predicted model, not a curated record. NCBI's taxonomy places the organism in Eukaryota, Metazoa, Chordata, Actinopteri, Cypriniformes, Cyprinidae. Gene Ontology annotation, biological process: galactosylceramide biosynthetic process. Bases 169 to 1794 code for a protein of 541 amino acids. Gene Ontology annotation, molecular function: N-acylsphingosine galactosyltransferase activity. The transcript is spliced from 6 exons. Gene Ontology annotation, cellular component: endoplasmic reticulum.
UCUCUUAACCAUUGGGAAAACCACCUCGCCUGUAGUGGCAAACGGGCAGUUUUGACCGGCCAACACCAUUUGUGGAUUUAUGUAAAAGUGUCAGAAGCUCAGGAGAGCAAGGGGACGUGAAUUUCUCAGACGUUCGAAGACCGAUCUACCGGGUUCACCUGUACAGUCAUGAAGGCUUUUUUCCUGCUUGCCACAUUGCUGUGGUGUUUAGCAUCGAGUUUCUCAUGGGCAGCUAAGAUCGUGGUAGUUCCUCCAAUUAUGUUUGAGAGCCACCUGUAUAUCUUUAAGACCCUGGCCUCUGCUCUUCACGCCGAGGGCCAUGACACAGUCUUCCUGGUCUCCGAAGGUCGUGAGGUCCCGCCUUCCAACCAUUAUCGUCUCCAGCGCUACCCUGGAAUCUUUAACAGCACCUCAGCCGACGACUUCCUCCAAUCAAAAGUUCACAACAUCUUCUCAGGGCGUCUCACAGCACUGGAGCUUUUUGACAUCCUGGACCAUUAUUCUCAAAACUGUGAUGCUGUUGUUGGGAGUGCUUCUGUCAUGGAGCAGCUAAAACGUGAACAGUUUGACCUCCUGCUCGUUGAUCCCAAUGAAAUGUGUGGAUUUGUCAUAGCUCACAUUCUGGGUGUCCAGUACGCAGUAUUCAGCACAGGACUGUGGUACCCUGCAGAAGUUGGGGCGCCAGCACCCCUGUCUUAUGUCCCAGAAUUUAACUCUCUACUAACGGACCGUAUGUCAUUGUUCCAACGGGUAGCUAACACAGCAGUGUACCUGGUUUCCAGAUUUGGUGUCCAGUUCCUGGUUCUACCCAAAUAUGAUCGCAUCAUGAGGAAAUACAACAUCCAGCCAUCUGUGUCCAUGCAUGAUCUAGUUCAGAACAGUCGACUCUGGAUGCUUUGUACUGACAUGGCGCUUGAGUUCCCACGACCCACUCUGCCACAUGUUGUCUAUGUUGGUGGCAUCCUCACCAAACCCCCCAGCCCCUUGCCACAGGAGUUUGAAGCCUGGGUGAAGGAUACAGAUGAACAUGGUUUCGUAGUGGUGUCAUUUGGUGCAGGAGUGAAGUAUCUGUCAGAAGACAUUGCUCAGAAACUUGCUGGAGCCUUGAGCCGUCUUCCCCAGAGAGUCAUCUGGAGGUUCUCUGGAGUUCCUCCCUCCAAUCUGGGCAACAAUACUAAACUAGUGGACUGGAUGCCACAGAACGACCUGUUGGGCCAGACAAACACACGGGCCUUCUUGAGCCACGGGGGCUUGAACAGCAUCUAUGAGGCCAUGUAUCACGGCGUUCCCGUGGUGGGUGUACCGCUGUUCGGAGAUCACUAUGACACCAUGACACGAGUUCAGGCCAAAGGCAUGGGCAUAAUGCUUGAGUGGAAAAGGAUGAGUGAAGAAGACCUUUAUACUGCUAUGGUUAAUGUCAUAACAGACAAAAGGUAUCGUGAGCGAGCACAGUUGCUGUCUCAGAUUCAUAAAGAUCAGCCUGGUCAUCCAGUGAGUCGGGCAGUUUAUUGGAUAAACUAUAUACUCCGUCACCGUGGCGCCGAACACCUCCGCUCUGCAGUCUAUGAGAUCCCAACCUACCAGUACUUCUUAUUAGACGUCGCUGUGGUGAUAGGAGUGUGCCUGCUUCUACUUGGCUACUUGCUAUACCGAAUAGGCAAGUGCAUCCAAUCACGAUUGGGGCGCGGUUCAUCUCCAGUGGAGAAGGUGAACGGACACUGUCAUAAUGGAAUUCCAAAUGGCAAGCACAAAAGAAAUGGCCAUGUUAAAAGUAUGGAGAAGAAACUAAAGUAAAGCACUAGGAGAAAUCAACACUAACGCUUCACUAAAGAGAGGAAUUAACUACUCUUCACUCAAAGCAGGGCCUAUCCAGGAAAUAAAUACAUGGGUCAAUAAAGAAACAAACCAAACAUGAUAACAAUGAAUUGUAAGUGGGAAGCCAAAGUAAGGAAGAAUGGAAGGAAUCCAGAAAACAUAAAUGGAAAGCUCCUGAGGACGUUGUUUUCCCUGUUGAAUGGAGAUAAUGUUCAGUUGUGGUCCUGAAUGUUGAGAUUAUCCUUGUGGAAAAAGCAACGGUUUAGAAAUGUAUGUUUUUAACAAGAAGCUAUCAUGCUAUGGGGCAUCAGGUUUUACUACAUCUAAAUACAACAGAGAUCUAUAUCUAUUUAUAUAAAUUUCAUACAUUUUGUGCAUAGCACUGUUGACUGUUGUGCACUGAAUUUAAUUUAUGUUCUAUAUUUAUGUUUCACGCACUCCAUCCCUACUUUGUUUUCAUUUCUUCAGGAAUAAUAAUUCUCAGACGUUAGCAAGCUAGCAUAUUUGCUAGUGUUUAUGUUGCCAGCCUUGCCUUAAUCUUUAAUAUGCUUUUCGUUUUGCUAACAUUACAACCAGCACUAGCUAAUGCUGCUAGUUAUGCUAGCUAUACAAAAUGCUAGAGAUUUUGUUAGGGAUGUUAAACUUGAAAUCUUCUAUUUACAAUAAUUUUGGAAUGCUAGAAGCCAGUAUACUGGUAUACUAACAGUCUUAGAGCAUCUUAGCCACUUUUCCUGUUUUGUUUUGUUGUUCUUAGCUAAUUGCAUUUAAUGAAUUAAUAGCAAAACUGUAGUUUCUCUUCAGAUAAGGUGAAACAUCCCUUCACACGAUCCUUGUGUUGGCAGAUAUGGGUUCAAAUGAGCAAAAGGAAUCAAUUUAUUAAGCCAUUUUACCCAUACUAUUGUGUUGCUCCAUGGAUGUUUAGGAUUUGAAGUUUAAAUUCUUCCUUACUGAAGUCAUCUUUACUGAAUGGUUUAUUUUAUUAAGCAAAUCAUGCUUAGGAGGAAAACAUUUUUUAAAUGGGGGGGAGGGGGGUUUACAGUAGUUUUUAUGUGUGAGUGCCUGUGUGUCUCGAAAUGUCCCAAACAAACUACAUUUUUAUUAGAACGUGCAUCAGACGAGUGUUGUUAUCAAAGCAAAAGAUUGUUUGCUGACAUGUUCCCACAAAUCAGUAGGGGCCUAGAGUGACCUGGAGGAAAUUGGUACUGUAAUGAAUAUUUCCCAUGGUGCUCUACUGGUUCUUUUAACCUUCAGCCAUUUUCAUUACCAUAUUUUGGUAACAUGUCAAUCUAACAUUUAGUUGUGUAACUUUUCACCAGGUAUUUUGAGGUGGCAAUAAACUGAACUUCUGUAAAUUAUUUGUGCGUUAAAGUGCAUUCUCAGCCUCAGAGGUUUUAUUUUAUUUAAAAAAUGCCACUGGACAACCUGUUAUAAAAUCACAUGCUGGUUUUACAACUCAAUGUCAGACUGAACUGUUGCCUGUAAUACUCUGUGUGAUUGUUUUAAAUGUACCACAACACUGUUCAUAUAAACAUUAUAUUUCCCAGAUCACUAAACAGUCAUAUCACCUUAAGAACACUAGGAAUCACAACCAAAAUGACUUAAAAGAAGAUUCACUGACGUUAUAAUAAUUUGAAGCUGUUUUUACCACGAGGUUUAAAGCAUUUCUUCAGCCAAGCACUGUUUUAGACUGUCCAUACUUGAAAAUACACUGGCUGCAAUAUGGCUGUAAAUGCAUCAGAGCUAUGACUGGUUAAACAGUGACGCACACUCACACACUUUGAACAUUAUAGUUGUUUUCUAUUUGUUUUGUAUGAUUUUCAGUAUUAAUAUUAGAUGGAUAACAACAGAGGAAAAAGCUGCAGAUGGGCUCUAACGUGUGUGUGUGUGUGUGAGUGGUUAUAGAUUGUGAUUUCUUAUAUGUGAGGUGUGUAUGCGUGUACAUUUGAAUGGGGUUGCUUGAGCCAACUUGUGUCUAGCUUUGGCUUUAUAUACUGAUCAUUUAAAACCAAUGCUCCGGUUCACUUACAGUACAUCGAUGCCUUUCUUUGUCUCUCGUAAUCUGUUUCCUGAUAAAGUCCUUGUAGAAGUAGUUGUUAAAGGCUGCUUGAAGGAGUUUAGUCUAAUAUUUUUUUGUUUUUUUUU